UUAAAAAAAAAAAACAGAGAGAAAAAUAAAAUAAAAAAUUGCAAAAACAGAUCAGCGAUCCACGUUCAUCGGUCACAAUCACUCUAUUUUGAACUGGUUAUACGAUCCCAUCAUCCCUUCUUCUUAUUCAGAUAUUGGAUUUUUGCUCCACAAAAUACUUUCUUAAAGGUGUAUAUACUGAGAGAGAAUUCAGUUCAUUGAGGAUGAGCGGAGCUGUGCUUGUUGCACUCGCUGCUGCCAUUGGUAACCUGUUGCAAGGAUGGGACAAUGCAACUAUUGCAGGAUCUGUGCUUUACAUCAAGAAGGAAUUUGAUUUGGAAACCCAGCCAACCAUAGAAGGGCUAAUUGUUGCGACGUCACUGAUAGGAGCAACAAUAAUCACGACGUUUUCAGGGCCUGUAUCUGAUACAGUAGGACGGCGUCCAAUGCUCAUAGUUUCAUCUGUUCUCUAUUUCCUUAGUGGGUUGGUGAUGCUGUGGGCUCCUAAUGUUUACACCUUGCUUUUGGCAAGGCUGCUGGAUGGAUUUGGAAUUGGUCUUUCAGUCACACUUGUUCCCGUCUAUAUCUCCGAAACAGCUCCUCCAGAAAUAAGGGGGUUGUUGAAUACUUUUCCGCAGUUAACUGGCAGCGGUGGAAUGUUUUUUUCGUACUGCAUGGUCUUUGGAAUGUCAUUGAAAGAAUCGCCGAAUUGGAGGCUAAUGCUUGGAGUUCUUUCAAUUCCUUCUCUUGUUUAUUUCCUUUUGGCGAUAUUCUACUUGCCUGAAUCGCCUAGGUGGCUUGUCAGUAAAGGGAAGAUUAAGGAAGCUAAGACGGUUCUGCAGCAAUUGCGUAGCAGAGAAGAUGUCUCAGGUGAAAUGGCCUUGUUGAUGGAAGGUCUAGAUGUUGGAGGCGAUGUAUCUGUAGAAGAGUAUAUUAUUGCACCAGACAACGACCUUGCUGACGACAACCAAGAUCAAGUAGUAGACAAGGAUCAAAUUAAGUUAUACGGUGCUGAAGAGGGCCAAUCCUGGGUGGCAAAACCUGUGAUUGGGCAAAGUACUCUUGGUAUGGUUUCCCGUGGAAGUAUGGUAGCGAGUCAGAGCUCUUUUAUAGAUCCUAUGGUCACUCUCUUUGGCAGUGUACACGAGAAGCUACCCGAGAAUUCAGGAAGCAUGAAGAGCAUGCUAUUUUCGAAUUUUGGCAGCAUGUUCAGUGUGCCCGAGAAUAAAAACGAGCAUUGGGAUGAGGAGAACCAAAGGGAUGGGGAUCGUAAUGAAUCCGAUGAAUCUGGCAACGAGUCCGAUGACAAUUUAAGGAGCCCACUGCUCGCACGUCAAGACUCAAAUACAGGAAAGGAUACGGAUGCAAGACUAGGAAACGAGGGCGAUGAAGUCAGUAGCGUUGGUAUUGGCGGAGGUUGGCAGCUGGCCUAUAAGAAAGACGAGAGAAAGGAAGGAGCACUGAGAAGGAUUUAUUUGCAUCAGGAAGGUGGCCCGGAAUCACGACGUGGGUCCAUGAUCUCCGUCGCUGGCGGUGAUAACGCAGAAGGUGAAUGCAUUCAUGCAGCUGCUCUAGUGAGCCAGUCGGUUCUUCGGACAGAGGACAUAAUGGGCCAAAAACCUAUUGAAGAAGCAAUGGUGAAAAAAUCCAAGCCUACAGAACCAGGCUGGAAGGAGCUCUGUGAGCCUGGAGUCAAGCAGGCACUUAUUGUUGGAGUAGGACUUCAAAUACUUCAGCAGUUUUCUGGAAUAAACGGAGUUCUGUAUUACACUCCUCAAAUUCUUCAACAAGCCGGUGUUUCACUUCUGCUUGCGAAUUUGGGUUUGAGCUCAGACUCGGCAUCUAUCCUCAUUAGUGCUGCCACAACGCUAUUGAUGCUUCCCGCCAUAGGCGUUGCAAUGAAACUGAUGGACCUUGCAGGGAGGAGGUGGCUUUUGCUCACUACUUUGCCAGUUCUGUUACUAUCACUUGUCACGCUAGUCGUGGGCACUGCCAUUGAUAUGGGGCAAGUAAUGAAUGCGGUUAUAUCCACGACUAGCGUCAUCUUCUACUUAUGCUGUUUUGUCAUGGGGUAUGGCCCGAUCCCUAACAUCCUGUGCGCUGAGAUCUUCCCCACUCGUGUUCGUGGCAAAUGCAUUGCGAUAUGCGCUCUCACAUUUUGGAUUUGUGAUAUCAUUGUCACGUACUCGCUCCCUCUAUUGCUCUCGUACUUUGGUCUGCGUGGAGUGUUUGGCAUGUACACGGUUGUUUGCGCGGUGUCUUGGGUUUUCGUGUUCUUGAAGGUUCCGGAAACAAAGGGCAUGCCCCUUGAAGUCAUCACAGAGUUCUUUGCUGUUGGUGCAAAGCAAAAAAGUGAUUAAAUGCACCAACUGUUCUAUAUAUAACUUGUUCUGUGAAUUGAAAAACCAGAGGGCAUCUAGGAUUGAAAAUAUUGAAGAUUUUGUGAUAAAAAGAAGAAAGAUGAUGAUCAAAGAGGAGAACAGAGAACUCAAUUUUUUGUUUUUGUUUUUGUUUGUUUUUCUGGCUUCUUAUUUAUUUUCUAAACCUUGUUUUUUCCCACAAAUCCUUCAGUUGGGCUUGCUAAGAAUGUAAUCCAAAUGUGGACAGAAAAUUUCUUGUGUUGAUUUCUUGAAAUUUUUAUGAAUACAGCAAUUGCAUUUGUUAAAUCA
Molecule: messenger RNA, 2648 nt
Organism: Ipomoea triloba (trilobed morning glory)
Lineage: Eukaryota; Viridiplantae; Streptophyta; Magnoliopsida; Solanales; Convolvulaceae
Product: monosaccharide-sensing protein 2-like
Exons: 6
Coding region: 204-2339 (711 amino acids)
Biological process (GO): transmembrane transport
Cellular component (GO): membrane
Molecular function (GO): myo-inositol:proton symporter activity
Source: RefSeq, a predicted model, not a curated record